Messenger RNA from Nilaparvata lugens (brown planthopper), 1869 nucleotides. Its product is annotated as serine/threonine-protein kinase ULK3. NCBI's taxonomy places the organism in Eukaryota, Metazoa, Arthropoda, Insecta, Hemiptera, Delphacidae. Gene Ontology annotation, cellular component: cytoplasm; autophagosome. Gene Ontology annotation, biological process: autophagy; peptidyl-serine phosphorylation; protein autophosphorylation. The record is from RefSeq and is a predicted model, not a curated record. Gene Ontology annotation, molecular function: protein serine/threonine kinase activity; ATP binding.
AGUAGGUUAUGUUUGGGUCUAGUCCAUUGCAAUCGUAACUUCGCAGAACGAAUACACAACAAGUUGUUGUUCAGUAAACUUCUUCAUAAAACCUUAAAAUUGAUAAAUUUCAAGAGAAAACAUCAAAUAACGUUAUUAUAUGGUAAGAAUAAAUAUAUUGUCUUGUUGCAGUACUUCAGAAAUAUGCAAUUGUUAAAUACAACAUAUCAUUCUUGAAGAUAUGUAUGUUGCGAUCAAUUUAAAAUUAACCAUAGAAUUCAUCUACUGAUUUGUCUUUCCCGAUAACAGUGGAUCAAAGAUUAGCUGGAAGUUUCAUUCUUCAGUACUGCCAGUGAUUUUGAAGACAAAAUUUGAACCUCCAUAUGCUGUAUGGUCAACCAUCAACACACAACAAUGUAAACCAGAGUCGGUAUAUUUUGAAGGCUCCAAGAUAAAUAGUUCAGCUGUGACUGCCUGACUUGGCUACAACAAAAAUGGCUUUGAGCUUUGAAAUGCAAAAUCUUUCUAUCAAUCCAUCAGAAUUCAAGUUGCCAGGCUAUCGUUUCGAUAAACUUCUCGGAAAGGGGAGCUUCGCCACCGUCUACAGGGCUGUAGCUCUGAAUGGACCAAAUCACGAAGUGUAUGCAGUGAAGGUGAUCGAAAGAGCUAGUCUAGUCAGGCAUGACAUUGACAACCUGAUGAAUGAAAUUGGAAUUUUGAAGAAACUCCAUCACCCUAAUAUAGUUAAUAUGAAAGACUUCCACUGGGAUCCCAAAUAUGUGUACAUAAUAACAGAGUACUGUGAAGGGGGAGAUCUGUCAGUUUUCAUCAGAAAGCGAGAGCGACUCCCCGAACGCGUUUGUCUCAAGUUUCUGAAGCAGCUGGCAAUUGGUCUGCACUAUCUCAGAACCAACAACAUUUCUCAUUACGAUCUCAAGCCCAACAACCUCCUCAUCAAGAUGAAGCCUGUCACUUUGAAAAUUGGUGACUUUGGCUUCGCCGAGUACAUGUCGCCGGGCGUCAAGCAGCUAGUGCUGAAGGGCUCCCCGCUGUACAUGGCGCCCGAAAUGGUGAGCGGUCGGCCGAGCGACGCCAAGGUCGACCUGUGGUCGGUGGGCGUCAUAUUCUACGAGUGCCUCUACGGCAGGCCGCCAUUUGCCGACUGCUCGUUCGACCAGCUGACAAAACUGUUCAGUGACAACGAUGUUGUGGUCAAGAUUCCUUCAGACGGCGAUGUGUCGACCAAGUCUCGCCAUCUGCUGUCGUGUCUGCUACAGACGGAUCCUGCGCAGCGCAUCGAGUUUGACGUCUUCUUUGCGCAUCCGCUGAUCGAGGUGGCGCAUGCGCCCAGCAAGCACACCUAUAGGUUCGGAGUGCACCUUGCCGACAAGGCGGUGCGCCUGGACUAUCAGCGCCGCCUCGCCGAGGCGGUCGACUUCUACGUUGACGCCAUUUCCUACCUGUUACCGCAUGUCAAACUUGAAGAGGACGAGCUGAAGAGAGACACGCUCCAGAGUUACUUGAGGAAGUACAUGGAUAGGGCCGAAGCUCUACUGCCAGUCACCAAGCAAGUGGAAGUUGAUCCAUACUCUCAACUGACCACUCUCAGAACUAUGUGCAAAUCGACUCCAGCACUGGCGGAUGCUUUAGACACAAUCGCAACAGCUGAAAUGUAUGUGGCGGAGGGAUAUUAUGUGGCUGCCUAUAGCAAACUAGAGUACGCGCUCACUGUGAUAAUGGACGCCCUCGCCAAAGAGCCUCCCGGCCCACGACGAAAAUUAUUACAUAAACAGACAUGUGAGUGGAUGAAUCAGGCGACUAGAGUUCAGGCUCUCAUUGAUGCAUCAGAAAAAGAAUAUCUCUCGGAGGUCGAACUCCUCCAGAACAAAG